AUGAAGAAAGCGGGCCGCCUGGAGGCCAGGAAGAGGCUCGCGCUGAAGGCCCAGGCCGCGCCGCAGGACGCCGCCGAGGGCGGGGCGGACGCCUUCGACGCGUCGCGCCGCCGGAGCUCGUCGCCGCCGAAGGCGAAGAAGAUGUCCUUGGCCAAGACUGCCAUGGCACGAGUGUCCUCGGAGAAGAACAUGCAGGGUGGCGACGCAGGUUUCGACCACCUCGAGGUCGAGUGCGAGGUCGACCGCUUCAACCUGUGCAACGAGCUGCUGGAGCAAGCGCGACUGAG
This is a messenger RNA of Prorocentrum cordatum, 287 nucleotides long. NCBI's taxonomy places the organism in Eukaryota, Dinophyceae, Prorocentrales, Prorocentraceae. The record is from the annotation of a GenBank genome assembly.